ACUAGCAGUGCAGUCAGUGAGCCUCCGGACUCGCCUACGCCGCUCAGAGAUGGCGUCCCUUCUGCAGCCAGAUAGAGUUGUCUAUCUGGUCCGUGGAGAAAAAAAGAUCAGAGCCCCUUUAUCUCAACUUUAUUUCUGUCGCUACUGCAGCGAGCUGCGGUCUCUAGAAUGUGUGUCUCACGAGGUGGACUCCCACUAUUGUCCAAGCUGUCUGGAGAACAUGCCGUCUGCAGAGGCUAAGCUUAAAAAGAACAGAUGUGCAAAUUGUUUUGACUGCCCGUGUUGCAUGCACACACUGUCCACUCGAGCCACCAACAUCCCGGCUCCUCUGCCUGAUGAUCCCACCAAGACAGCCAUGAAGAAGGCCUACUACCUGGCUUGCGGCUUCUGUCGCUGGACCUCCAGGGACGUGGGAAUGGCUGACAAAUCAGUUGCCAGCGGUGGAUGGCAGGAGCCAGAGAACCCUCAUACUCAGCGGAUCAACAAGCUGAUCGAGUAUUACCAGCAGCUGGCCCACAGAGAGAAGCAGGAGAGAGACAGGAAGAAGCUGGCCAGGAGACGACAGUGCAUGCCUCUGGCGUUCUCGCAACACACUAUUCAUGUGGUGGAAAAAUAUGGCCUUGGAACCAGACUGCAGAGGCAGAGGUCUGGAGCUCCCAUAUCAAGCCUGUCUGGCCUUUCUCUUAAAGAGGGUGAGGACCAGAAGGAGAUCACCAUCGAACCUGCUCAGGCUCUUGAUGAAGUGGAACCCCUGCCUGAAGAUUGUUAUACCAGGCCAAUCAGCUUACCGGAGGUGACCACACUGCGUCAGAGACUUCUGCAGCCCGACUUCCAGCCUGCAGGGGCGUCUCAGCUUCACCCCAGACACAAACACCUUCUGAUGAAGCGCUCACUGCGCUGCAGGAAAUGUGAGCACAACUUGAGCAAACCAGAGUUUAAUCCGACUUCAAUCAAGUUUAAAAUUCAGCUGGUGGCUGUGAGUUACAUCCCUGAAGUGAGAAUUAUGUCCAUUCCAAAUCUCCGGACUAUGAAGGAGAGCCAAGUGCUGCUGACCCUGACCAACCCAGUGGAGAACAUCACCCACGUCACAUUGGCUGCUUAUGAGGAGGAAGAUCCUGAUGACGUCAACAGCACUGCUAAGGUUAUAGUCCCUAGCAAAGAACUGGUCUUGGCAGGAAAGGACGCUGCUGCUGAGUACGAUGAACUGGCUGAACCUCAGGACUUCCAGGAUGACCCAGAUGUCGUUGCCUUCAGGAAAUCCAACAAGAUUGGUUUCUUCAUCAAAGUGAUCCCUCAGAAAGAAGAGGAUGUGGACGUCACUGUUUCAUUUAAGAUCCGACAUGACUUCCGCAACCUCGCAGCUCCCGUCAGGCAGAGCGAGGAGGGAGCCGACACCACCGCUGAGCCCAUUUGGCUCACACAUCAUGUAGAGCUGAGGCUGGGCCCACUGGCUCCCUGAACACAAAUACUAUGUUUACUAUCAAACAGUCCUAGUGUUAGGUUCUUUGAACUAACAACUGUAAACUUACACAUUCAAUUUAAAAAUGAUUUCUGAUUCUGCUUAUUGAUGCGUAAGAACUGCGAUCUGCUUGGCACACAGUUAUUUCAGAGUUUUAGUUUAAGUUGCAUCAUCCGAUACAUUGUAAAACAUACAGUGAUUGCAUGAUAGCCCCGAUUAUAAAACUACAGGAAACCAUGACUGACUGCAGACUGAUGAGCAAAUCAAGUUUAAAUUCACUUACUGAUUUUUGUUUUUGUUUUGUCUUUGCCACAAACAUGCUGAAAAUAUAUUGUAUUUUGCCACAUUAUUGUUAUCCUCAAUUUAAAAACUAUACCAUCUCUCAGUAAAAAAGCACUUUUAGUGUGAGGUUACUCAGAGCAAACAGAACCUUAUAUGAACAUAAAAUUGCAAAUUGAACAUGUUAAGCUUUGUUUGAAAAUCAAACUUAUUCAGGGUUCCCACUGAAAUUCCUGGAAAAGUUUAUAAAUGAGAAAAACUUUGUCCAGGCCUGGAAAUGGUUUGGAAAUAACAGCAAAUAAGUAUUUGAAAUAAACUCAUAAAAAUCCAAAAACACAUACAAACUUGCAAGAUUAUAAUCCAAACACGUUUAAUGCAUUGAAAUAUACCAGUUCUUUGGUUUUUUAUCGCCCAAGAAAUGGACGCCACCUUGACAUUUUGUGCCCUACCCGCAUGUGCACCUCUGGUGUACAUGCAGACAGUUGGUGGCAGGAAUGUCAGAUGAGCAAGAAAAGUGCUUAUCCACAAAUGCCCGGGAAGUUGGUUUUCAAUAAUAUAUGGCUGUAUCACUAUAACACCCUCAUUUUAAACUACUUUACCAAAGUCAUAGGAAGAGGGGGACAUAUUAUGGAAGAAUUAUGGAAAAUUCAUCUUUAAAAAUGUGUGGGAACCCUGUUAUUUGCUGGAAUAUGAAAAUGGAUUUGUCAUUCUGGUACGUACAGUAUUUUCCUAAAUGGCAAAGCAACUACAAAGUAUGUUUUGUCUUGCUCAGUGUAUUAGCUGUGGGGUUUUUUGUGUGGAAUAUUUGUCAUUAGUGUAUGUAGAAAAUAAUUUAUUUUCAAAAAUGAGCGAGUGGUUAUACAUUAAUAUAACAACGAGAUUAUAUAUGGAGAAUAAGUGAGCAGAAUCAGAAAUCAUAAUUGAGAACGAUCCGAACAAUCCCUAACCGUGCAGCACACGCCUCUGCGCUUCUAGCUUAUGUAUCCUCAUCAUCGUCCUUUUCUGCAGACUGUAAUAUUGUAUUAACUCGCAUGCUUCAGCUGUAGUAAAUAUUGCACACAUUAGACAAUGUCAUCACAGUUACUGAUCCUGUACCUUAUCAGAAAGGUUCUUCUUGGGUUAGAGAUGAUACCAGCCCAUAAUUCUAUCAUCUGAAGUCGAACAGUAACCUUCACUGGCACUAUGGAGAGGACGUAUCAGAAGCUCUGUAAAUUUACAUUAAGUGUUCAUUAUUUAAGUGUACUAAGACACUAUAAUUUUUUUCUGAUUCAAAAAAAAGUAUCUUCCUGGUUUGUAGAAUCACUGAACUCUGUCAGUGUAUAUCGUAAGCUGCUGUGAUUUUUGGUCUCAAGUGUGUUAGAGAAACAGCCUUACAACACAGUUAAUCUUCUGUACCGGCUAAUAAAAUAAUGUGACACUGUA
This is a messenger RNA of Plectropomus leopardus (leopard coralgrouper), 3160 nucleotides long. It is a transcript of the gene dctn4, whose product is annotated as dynactin 4. The record is from RefSeq and is a predicted model, not a curated record. Gene Ontology annotation, cellular component: dynactin complex. NCBI's taxonomy places the organism in Eukaryota, Metazoa, Chordata, Actinopteri, Perciformes, Serranidae.